AUGGAAGCAGGUUCGUUGCUACAGGAGGCUCUCUUGCGCCAAGCAGAACGUCACGAGCUUGCUGAUGUGGAUCACGAUUCCUUGUGGCUGGACGUGCACGUCUUACCAUCUGAUGAGACCGAAAUUCAAGUCUUGCUUCGAUUGGCGGCUCUUGCCAAAGAGUUGAAUGCCUUUUUUCAAACACAGCGUUACCAAUGGCAUAUGGGUGGAGAUGGUCCCGUCUUUGGCAUUCAUGGAAGCGAGCAAAUCCCCCACUUGCGUGCCAUUUGUCGGUACGGUGCCAAUGUGGCGGACGAAUGGACGGCCGUGGAACUGGUGCGACAAUUUACAGAGCAAUCAUCACAGAUUGCCGUGGAAUGCUGGGAUGUGCAGGAUGGACAGAUUCUCCUCAUUGAGAGUGCCAAUGUCUUGCCUUCCUGGGUGGAUGAUGUGGGGCCAGAAGCUAUGCGGCACAGAUGUUGGGUUCAAAAUGGACAAAUACAAUUAUUGCCAGUAGCACCUACCAAUUCCAAUUCCAGUACCAACAAUCAGACCCACAACCUGGGGUUGCAGGAGGCAUUGAAAACGCUACAAAAAGGAGGCAGCCAAGUGCAGAAUCCUGGCAGAGUUCAAGAGGCCAUUCGAGACUGUGUUGCUCGGUUUGUACCAUCCUACAUCCUGAGUAAAAGCCAACAACCAGACAAGGCCAAAACAGCGAGCACUCAUGAGCACAAGGCUGUCAUCGCACUCCCCCGUCCGGUUGCCUACUUGAUUCACCGAAGACCUGAUUUGGUCAAUGCAGCUAUUAUUGCCUUUGCCACCUAUACGCUCCAACCAGAACUCAAAACUAUACAAAAGAAAAAGAGCAAGAACCCAUCCUCCAAAUCUUCCACCACACAAACCACCUCCACAACAAGUACAAGUAGUAGUAUCGAGUGCGAAGAUUGGGUCUUUACAACCCACAACUUUUCUCGCACCAACUAUGCCAUGCUCCGAACGCUAGUAUCAGCUCACGCUUGGAAAACUGAAACCACAGUCCCAAAAGCCUAUCAAUCGGUAGAGCUACGACGGAUACAACGACAAUGUGCCGUCGAAGCCACGCCUCAUCUGUGUCAUGCCGUACAUAUCGGUGUGCGAUUGGUGGCUGGAUUCAAUGAGCUGCUGCAUGUAGCAACCCUGCAAUCAUCCUCCACGGAACGCCGCGUCCUCCACUACUGGCCACGCCUACUGCGAGAGUUGUGGGGGAUGGAAUCAGCCACUUGGCUGUUGGAUGCUUGGAGAAUGGGGCCCAAUCACGCCGUUCACGACAUUAGCAAUAUCAUGCAAUGUCCAGUGGUGGCGGAAGAGCUCGUGGGCGAAAACAUAUGCCCGUUGUCGCAUCCCGAUACAUCCCUGGCGGCACAAAUACAACGCGAGCUCAAAAAGGUGGACAGCGAACAGCUAGACUUUGUCGUUCCACGUCAAGAUGAAGUGGAUCCAAAUGAAGAUUGGAUGUUGUUCACCGUGGAGACCAUGGAAAAACAAGUACGCGGCACGUUGUUGGUGGAUCCCAACGACAACGACAGUGCUGCAUCCAAAACAACACGACAAGAUGAAGAAAAGGAACAAGCUGCUCAACUCGAUACAAUGCUGAAUGCUGUUCAAGACUUUAUGGGAGACAAGAGUGGGCCGGAAGGAGUUUCGUAUGAUAAGCAGAAGGUCUCAAGGACAGACGCUACUGCUGCUGAUGACAACGAUGAUAUCCCUGUUGAAAUCCAGCCUCGAGUCUUUCUGAAUUUGCUGAAAACGGUGCUAGACCCAUCUACAACUACCAAUGAUAUUGUUUUUCCUGUGGGCAAGGCGACUUCGCUGGAUGGGGACGGAAAUGACGAAUUCUUCUCGGGCGAUGACUACCAAGCCAUGUUACCAGACGAGGGUGAAGACGACGACGAAAGCAAUGACGCCGUUGACACUGACGUUGUAGAGCUAAUGGCUGCUAUGGACGCGGAGUUGAAGGGCACAGCAGCAGCUUCGGUGGCGGUGGACUCUGAAGCCCUCAAUGACGCGGGAGUACUCUUAGGGACUGACAACGAUUCAGGGGAAGAAUCACGCCUUUUGCUAAACCUGUUGCAGUCUCUGGACGCAGGAUCGGGUGGCCCUGGUCCUGUACGAAGCAUGAUGAAUGCAAUGGGACAGGAACCUCCUUUGCUGGUGACUUCGGACGACGGCGAACUGAAACAAGGAAGCGAAAGCAAUGGCGAUCAAGGUGGGUAG
Messenger RNA from Seminavis robusta, 2232 nucleotides. NCBI's taxonomy places the organism in Eukaryota, Bacillariophyta, Bacillariophyceae, Naviculales, Naviculaceae. The record is from the annotation of a GenBank genome assembly.